GCCUUACUUGGGCCCCGCCUUGAGGCGGCAGGACCCUAAGGCACCUCCUGCAUUCCUCUCUGGACUGUUGUACUCAUGGCCACCUUCGAGGAGGUGAGCGUGCUGGGCUUCGAAGAGUUCGACAAGGCAGUGAAGGAGCAUCAGGGCAAGACCAUUUUCGCCUUCUUCAGUGGUUCUAAGGAUACUGAAGGGAAGAGCUGGUGUCCGGACUGCGUGGAAGCUGAGCCAAUCAUUCGAGAGGGGCUGAAGCAUGUCACUGAAGACUGUGUGUUCAUCUACUGCCAAGUAGGAGACAAACCUUACUGGAAAGACCCAAAUAAUGACUUCAGACAAAAACUGAAAAUCACUGCAGUGCCUACACUACUUAAAUAUGGAACACCUCAAAAACUUGUGGAGUCUGAGUGCCGCCAAUCCAACCUCGUAGAGAUGAUCUUCUCUGAAGAUUAAGAUUUGAUGACCUUGCCAGACUGUGGUGGCGCAUGCCUUUAGUCCCAGCAGAGGCAGAGGUAGAGACAGAGCAGCUGGAUCUCUUUGAGUUUGAGGCCAGCCUGGUCUACAAAUUGAGUUCCUGGACAGCAGGGGCAGCACAGCAAAACCCUGUCUGGAAAAAAACCAAAAAGCCUAAUGAUUGCAAUUUUAUAUUGUCUGUCUGGUUCCUUUAAAAGAAGCCACAUAAUUUCUUUGAUGAGUAAAUGAGUAAAUCAGUGUAUGUCUAAACAAUAAAGAAUUAAAAUAUAAACCUCUAACUAGUUUUUAACACAUGGCUAUCUAAAAGAUUUGAGUAAAAUGGGUCUUCAGUAUGGUAGUAGUAGCUCAAAGGAAAUAUUGAAGAUAAAAUUAACUUAUUAACUUCCAAAUCUGUAGCAAUUGGUAUUUAUUACCUUAAAUUCUGUGUAUUUGCAAAACCCUUUCCUGUCUUUGAAAUGGAGACCUUCAUUAAACCAUUUAGGAGGAGAGUCAUAGAAUUCAUAUGCUUAAUUCAGGCAAUUUUGUUUCCCAAAUGUCUAAAAUGUGAUUCUCUUGGUGUGAAACAGGCUAGUCACAGGCAAAGCACUAUCUAAAUGUCAAUUUCUUCUAACAAAAAUUGUGUCAGGCAUAGACACACACCUGUAAUCUUAUUACUUUAGAUAAUAAGGCAAGAGGAUCACAAGUUUGAGGCAAGGGGUACACUACUGAACCAGGCCUUGUCACAAAUGAAAAGCCCAACUAUUGCUCUACAAGAAUGUGGACUGAAGAGGUGGUUCAGUGCUUAACAGCAUUGGCUGUUCUUCCAAAGGACGUGGGUUCAAUUCCCAGCACCCACAUUGCACCUCAUAAGAUGUCCAUAACUACAGUUCCAGGUGAUUGAACACUCCAUCUGGCCUCUGAGAGAACCAGGAGUGCAAGUGGUACACAGACAUACAUGUAGGCCAAAGCUUCAUACAU
Rattus norvegicus (Norway rat) is the source of this 1425-nucleotide messenger RNA. RefSeq names its product thioredoxin domain containing 17 (gene Txndc17). The record is from RefSeq and is marked provisional. Gene Ontology annotation, molecular function: protein-disulfide reductase [NAD(P)H] activity. Gene Ontology annotation, cellular component: cytoplasm. Lineage: Eukaryota; Metazoa; Chordata; Mammalia; Rodentia; Muridae. The transcript is spliced from 4 exons. Bases 76 to 447 code for a protein of 123 amino acids.